Zygotorulaspora mrakii is the source of this 795-nucleotide messenger RNA. RefSeq lists its product as uncharacterized. The transcript has a single exon. The coding region runs from base 1 to 795 and encodes 264 amino acids. The record is from RefSeq and is a predicted model, not a curated record. NCBI's taxonomy places the organism in Eukaryota, Fungi, Ascomycota, Saccharomycetes, Saccharomycetales, Saccharomycetaceae.
AUGUCAAAGUAUUUGGAGUCUGCGUCUCUCCCUCCUUUGGGAGCUAUCUGUCUAGAUUACACUGAUGAUAUUCACAGACCUCCCGGUGAUCCUUUGAAUCCAGAAUCAUUUGAUUUUCCAUUAAUACAUGAGAUUGUUCCCAAUGCAACUUUGUGGAAUGUCGUUAAACCAGAAGAGUACUCCGAAGAAUUCUUAGAAUCUAUUGCGGAUUCAUGCAGGAGACUUGCAGAGAGAGGCGCUAUUGGGGUUAUUACGUCCUGUGGAUUUCUAGCUCAAAUGCAGACAAGAAUCAAAGAUCGAAUCCCCAUUCCAAUAGCUACAAGUAGUCUACUGCAAAUACCUCUUCUUUUGACAAUGCGGGCUGCCAAUGAACACAUUGGUGUGAUCACUUUUGAUGCUGAAACCUUGGGAGAUGCCCAUUUUGAAGGCAUUGGAAUCGACACCAAUAUGAGAAAAAGGAUAACUAUUAUAGGUUGUACACCAUCCGGUCCACUUCGAGGAAUAAUACAAAGAGGGGAGCCGUACAUCCAUGAGGAGCUGGAGGAAGAGCUGCUUUCCAGAGCAAAGAUUCUCUUGGAGCAAGACCCCUCAAUUACUGUGAUUGUAAUGGAGUGCACACAAAUGCCACCCUUUUCCAAAGCCGUGUCGUCUGCUACAGGUUUACCUGUAUAUGACGUGAUUACAAUGAUUGAGUGGUUUUACUCGGGUUUGAAACCCAAGUCAGUCAAGCCUGAUGUUUUUAAACAGGAAGGCAUGCGAACAAGACAACGAAGUCAAAAGGAGUUAGCCAAAUAA